Messenger RNA from Morus notabilis, 1754 nucleotides. RefSeq lists its product as uncharacterized. The transcript is spliced from 12 exons. The record is from RefSeq and is a predicted model, not a curated record. The coding region runs from base 217 to 1401 and encodes 394 amino acids. NCBI's taxonomy places the organism in Eukaryota, Viridiplantae, Streptophyta, Magnoliopsida, Rosales, Moraceae.
CAUGUGAGAGGAAGAAAACAAGGAAGUUACAGUUCCUGGCGCCAGAUCGCAGAGCACUCGCGCCACUUCGCUCUUCCUCGAAUUUGAUUGGGGCUUUUGCAAACCCCUUGAUUAUCCCCAUUUUUCAUUUCAUAAACCCUAACAAUUGAAUUCAGAGGCGAAAAGGGAAGAGUUAAGACUCAAGAGUAAACGAAGAUAUCGACGGCGACGCAAAAGAUGCUCGGAGAUGGCGAGGAAACUCCUUCAAGGUCUGAAUUGCUGAGUAUGGUGAAGAGAAACUCAAAGUUAUUAGGUAAAACUGUACUUGAUGAGGAAAACAGUUCAGAUGUUGAAAGGGAUCCGCGGUUCUGGCAUGACGUGCUGGAUUUGUAUUUUUUUCGUGGUAAGGAAUCCAGGAGGCGACAAGACGACGAUCUUGUAUUUCUAGUCAGAAAGUUGGGCUCUCAAGGAUAUGGUUCCAAUGAUGAUAAGGAAGAUGUUUCUCCUUACUUUGUACGCAGGUGGGCACCUAAGUUGGAUAAUGUAGUCGGCGAAAUUUCAGUUGACGUGGAUUGGAGGCGCUCAUUUUACUUGAACUUGAUUGCUCACACUUCGUUUACUGUUACAGUGGCUAUUUGCAGUCACCAGGAACUUCUUAAUCAUCAAGCUGCCAGAGAUACGCCAUUAUCUCCUAUAUAUAAGGUUGUAAAGACUGUUUAUGCAUCCCCAACCCGUGUUAAUUUUCAAUUGGAUUCAAAGAAGGAAGCGGAGACAAAACCUGCCUAUCCAGACAUUUGUUUUUCAGUUGACGAUUUUGACUCCACUUUUGAUGCUGUGGUGCUGACAGAAACAGACCAUUGCUACUGCGUACUUCUGAACGCAGAUGGUGGUGCAGCAUUUCCUGUUGACAACAAGCAACACGAUUCCAGUUCUACUGAUAGCUCCUCUAGGAGGACGGACACUAGUAAUGCAAAUACUAAAAACACCAAGCUUACCCUGUUCUCGGGAUUUGUUAGUUAUCAAAUGGUUCGAGAUGCCUACGAUGCUGACAGGUCUCGGUUUGGAAGCCUUCUUGCAUUUCGUAAUUCCCCUGGCAAAACAGAUAGACUUUACAUGAAAGGUCCUGGAGGUCGUGGGGAAGUUGACGUAGCAGUUUCUGGUGUUGCAGAUCAAAGUCAUCAAGACCCUGGUCCCUUUUCACCUGUCGUAUCAAAACGGGGAUUUGGGAUAGGCUCAAUUGUUCGCAAAGCAGCAGCUGUUGCCACUGUGGCAGCAAAGCAUGCAUAUGCAGCAGCUGCUGCCAGCUCAAGUCUUGAUGAGGAGAUGGUUCCUCUUAAGUGCUGCUUAAUGUCUAUAUCAUUACCUUGGGAAUACAUCGCUAAUGAUCUUUUGUUCAAGGGAAGUCCUCCAGUGAACUUGUAAGCAUCUUGUAUUUUCAUUGGUUGAAAAUCAGACAUAAGCAUCUUGUGUUUCCAUUGGUUGAAAAUCAGACAACACCACGUGGCAGAGAAAGCGUGGGAUUAGAGUAUUAGAGAUGUGGGGUCAGUCACCACUUACAAUGUCAUAUACGAGACUUCAAUUCUGGUCUCAUUUUGAAAGUCUGUCUCUCAAUCUCCUUCUGCAUUUGGGUUUAUUGUGUUAAACGUUUUCAUCGAGUUGAAAUUUUUGUCAGUUUACCUAGCCCGAUGAUGCAGACAGAUAAUCUACGGGUUUGUGAAAAUAUGUUGCAAGACCGUUCCAAAAAAAAAAAAAAAAAUGUUGCAAGACAUUGGGUA